AUGACCUUAACAGUUGUUAAGCAGAAAUCAGGCAUGCAACAUACAAGGCCAAUUAUCACUCUUCUAGUGGUGGUGAUAAUCUUAAGUGGCUCAUUGUCUCUCGACCACAAAGAAUCUUUGGAAUUUUCAAUGAAAAUCUGUGAUAUUGCCAAAAAGCGAAAUGCCCAAACCAAUAUUCUCUACACUAAUGAUUGGAAGGAAGGCAGAAGUGAAAACUCAACACAUAACAUCGAUUGGCUUGUACUCUAUCAAUGUCUGCUGGAGUUGCCCUUUUUGUUAAGAUCCUUGGACUAUUUUCCUAUUGAGCCAGCUCGUGCCUUUAGCAGUUUAAACAUAUUCUCUAUAACAUCAGCUGAAAGGGCAUCAAAUGUUUUGGAUUUCAUUGAUGCGCAUCAACGUUGGAAGCAAGGUCAUCGUUAUUUGUUUAUAUGGCUUCUACCUAAAUGGGAGGUUGGGGCAGUCAAGGAUUUCUUUCGUCACCUUUGGCUGAAAAAUAUUCUACAUGCCUUGGUGAUUUGGGACUCAGUGCAUGUUUACACCUUUGAACCUUUUUCGGUGGAGGGAUUUCGUUUGAAGAGCAUUGCGGAACAUCAGUGCUAUUACUACGACAAGUUGACGAAUUUCCAUCACUAUGAGUUUUCCAUUACCAUGUUCACUGAUCCCGUGAGAGCCAUACCUUUGCCGAAUACCAGCAGUCAGGGCUACAGGCGCAUCGAUGGCAGGGUGGCCAGUGCCUUGGUGGAGCAACUUAAUGCCACUGCUCGAUAUAUAGCUCCAGCCGAUAACGAGACUUAUGGCUCCUUGCGUAAUGGUACCUUCUCGGGGGCCCUCGGGGACAUACAGUCGGGUCUGGCCCAUAUUGGUUUUAAUUUGCGCUACACCUUGGACCAUGUCAAAGAGCAUGUCGAGGAGCUAUAUCCCUAUCAAAGGCGUUUCCUGUAUCUCAUAGUGCCUGCUGCGGAGAUGUGUCCCGAAUAUAUGAUUUUUGUCAGAGCUUUCAGCAACUGCUUGUGGCGCCUUAUUAUUCUAAAUUUUUGCCUGGUUUUGGUGAUUUUCAUCAUUUUUCAUUAUUUGGCGGGGCAUCUAUACCAACAGGAGAAUGCCCCUCAUUCUCCUGGCACACAUUGGCAGUGCUACAGACUCUUUGAGAUCCUUUAUAAAACCCAAUUAGGUGGACCUGUGGAAACGUAUUCAAGCAUGAGUUCAUUGCGUCAAAUACUAAUGGCCUGGAUACUUUUUAGUUAUGUGCUUAGCACCAUGUACUUUGCCAAAUUGGAGAGUAACUUUGUGCAACCCAGCUAUGAACCCGAAAUGGACAGCCUUGACCAAUUGCCUCAGCUUAAUGUGCCCAUUUAUGCCUUCGAUAUUGUCUUUGAAGCGGUCAAGGUUUCCCUGCUGCCUCAGUACUAUGAGUGGAUCAGUGCUAUGGGUGUGAGAGUACCGGCCAAUAGGCAAGGCGAUAAAUUCGCCUUUGAGGUUACACAGAAAAAUGCACGAGUUGGCCUCAUCUUGCAUGAUGAAAUGGCCAAGGAGCUGUUGGUGCAUACCUUCAAUGAGGCUACAAAACGGCCAUCAUAUCACAUUGUAAGGGAAUAUCUACGCACUCUAACCACAUCGUAUGUUGUGACCAAGGGCUCACCGUUCAUUCAUAAAUUUCAGCAGGUGGUGAGUGCGUUUCAUGAGUUCGGUUUCAUACGUCACUGGUUGCAGGUGGAGCCACGCAAUGCUGCCUCCCACAAUUCGCAAGAAUUCCUUGAAGACCUGGAGGAUGAUUUAGAUAUGAGCGAUGAUGAGGAAGGCACGGGCACAGCUGCUCCCUCCGAGGAUGCAAGCAUGAAGAAAGUAGUUUUGAAUUUGGACAUAUUGCAGGGGGCAUUUUAUUUGUGGCUGGCUGGCAUAUUAAUCAGUUGUGUGGGAUUUGCUGCCGAAUGGGUUUAUUGGUGGAACCACUAUCAAUCACAGCAAUGUACAAGUCAUGAGCCAUGA
Molecule: messenger RNA, 1986 nt
Organism: Stomoxys calcitrans (stable fly)
Lineage: Eukaryota; Metazoa; Arthropoda; Insecta; Diptera; Muscidae
Gene: Ir68b
Exons: 1
Coding region: 1-1986 (661 amino acids)
Cellular component (GO): membrane
Molecular function (GO): ligand-gated monoatomic ion channel activity
Source: RefSeq, a predicted model, not a curated record